Molecule: messenger RNA, 4744 nt
Organism: Achroia grisella
Lineage: Eukaryota; Metazoa; Arthropoda; Insecta; Lepidoptera; Pyralidae
Exons: 5
Coding region: 480-2489 (669 amino acids)
Molecular function (GO): nucleic acid binding; zinc ion binding
Source: RefSeq, a predicted model, not a curated record
AAUAUAUUCAAAUAUUGAUUGUUCAUUCUAUGUGUAUCUUUCUAUCUGCCUUGCAGCAGAAAGGGAGUUUAUUUUAACAGGAACUACGGAAAACAAAUCAAAGAUAACGAAUAGGUCAUGCUCUCGUUUUAGCAUUAAGAAAUAGAUGAUCCUUUCAUAGUGGUCUUGAUUUUUAAUCUGAGCUUUUAAUACUACUAUUAAUUAAUAAUCUAUGUAUGUAUGUAUUAUCUUAUAGACUAGUAAUUAUCGUGGUCCACUUGUUACAAAAUCAUCAUCGUCACUUAUUGACUAUUGUAUCUGUCUACUUUGUAAAAAAGAAGAAAUUAAUUUGUUUUUUUUGUAUAAUAGUUGUUCUGUAAAGACGUAAAAUUCUUUUAUUCCAAUUUUUCUCGUAAAACCCUUCAUACUUCUCUCUCACUUAUUUCAACCGCGAUACAACUUUCUUAUUAUGAAUAUGUCUCGGUUAAAGGAUCAGAACGAUGAAAAAAUACAAUAAGAACAGUAUAAUGACAAGUAACUUAGAUAUGCUGUGUCUCGUUUGUAAUAUUUACUUGAAAAGUACUCAUGAGGCAGACAUGCAUAUAUUACUACCGAUUCACAAAAAGAACUAUUCCAAGACUGACUACAUCGAGAAAUAUGAAGAUGACCGUAUUAAAAAGGUCUCAGUUGGAUACUAUUGCGAGAUUUGCAAUUUGCUGUUUCCAAUUUUAUCCAAAAUAAAUUUGCAUAUAAACGAGGAAAGUCAUAUAAUGAACAAAAAAUCCAACGUUUUGAAACGAGAAAGACACCACAUAUUAGCCUACGACGAACUGUUAAUCGACGUCAAAUCAUGGCACGGCCUCAAAGACAAUGCAUGCUGUAUAUGCAUCACGGAAUUUCAUAAUGAAGAUAUUCACAAAACGCAUAUUUCUCACGUUAUAAAUUUAAUACAGAAAAAAAUUGUGUUUGGACCACACAAAGCUAUUUACCGUCUGGUCGAUGAUAACACUUAUCAGUGUUUGAUAUGCAACAGUAUAUUGUCAAAAAAUUUUAUUGAGUCACAUUUGAACGAAGCAAUUCAUCAUGAGCAUAUGAAAAAAUGCAGUGAAUUAUAUAAUGCUUUUAUAAAUAAUAACGAAAUCAAAAUUCCUACGAAUUUUUAUGAUGUUGACAUUAAAAAUGAAACCAAACUGCAGAUUACUAAUAACACGGUUAAUUCUGAUACAUUACUUGUAGAAUCUGAACAUGAAAUAGUAAGUGAUCCGAAAAUAAAACCAAUUUCAGCUCAAAUGGACGAUAAACCAGAGGAAAAAGACUUUGAGGAUUUUGACUUUAACAGUGACAUUAAAAGAAGUGAAAUUGGCUCUUCUAAUAUUAUAAGUGACUUAACUACAAGCUAUAAUAAUGAUAUCACUACUAAAGAAAGAAAUCUGGACAAAAUAUUAGAGAAUGUACAAAAAUUCGAAAAAAAUGAGGUGAACAUAAAUUUUGAAACUGAAACUGCAUUUUGCAAGAAAUGUUUUACAAACAUAGAUUUCAAUUUUGUAUCCAUAAAAAAACAUAUUGAUGAAAAAAUACACACAGCCAAGGAAAGAUUUCUGUCACAUUACGUGCCGUUUCAAUGUGAGGCAAAAACAAGUGAACCACUUAAGAAAACAGACAAUAAACAUAAAAACUUUACAUCAGUGACGAAUACUAGUACGACGAAUGACAUUAGUGCACCUAUCGUUCCUUAUUAUUCUAAAGACUAUGGGAAUGUCAAUGGAGACCGUAAUAAAGGCAACGAAAAUCACGAAGAAUCAGAUCAGAGUUCUAUAGAUGACAAUAUGGAUAUUAAUGAUGAUUCCAACAAAGCAGAAAAUGACCCAGUUACAUAUGCAAAAACAAAUCACCUAACAUAUAAUAAAAACAAUCGCAACACAUACUGCCGAAUAUGUGAAAAGAAAUUUCCUUCAUCCUUACACUCCAUGAAAGAACAUGUAAACGGCGCAAAACAUAAAAUGUUACUUUUAAAAAGUGAAAUGACGGUAUUGAAAAAGAUAUCGUCCCGUAUAUUUUUCGAUGACGUCUCAUUAACAAAGGAUCUUGCUUUCAUAAACAAUAAAUAUUGUUUAUCAAAGUUAAGUUUCUUUAUGUUGUCUCCUGUUCAUCCCUAUAUAUUGAAAUGCGAUAUCUGCGAAAUUCUUUUAUAUGAAGAACAGGCAUCAUCACAUGUUAAAUCUGACAGUCAUUCUACGGUUUUUAGAGAUAUACCUGUGGUGACGUCAUUGACGAAUGAAUUUGUCAGACAGGCGACAUCUGGAAUGUUCCACUGCGGUUUUUGCAACCACUAUAUUAAUGGCUGGAUAAACCUUAAUACUCAUUUGAAAACUGAAGAUCACAUCAAGCAGGCAUCUAAAUUUCAGAGAUUACUUCUCAUCUAUUUGCCUAGACUAAGAGAAUACAAGCUACAACAAAUGAGGCAAAAUAAUUAUACACUUAAUUUAUAUAAACAUUUUCUUUUUAAUUAAGUCUUAUUUAAAUAAAAAAUAUUAACAUUAAAAAAUACUGUUGUUAAAAUAUUGGACAAUUUACAUAUAUUCUUAAUUGUAACAUUUUACUGUAUUUUCAGCGAGUAUUUUGGCUAUCAAUAACGUUAUAUGCUAUUAUUUUCUCUGAAAUGAUAUUCCACUUCUAAGGUACUAUCAAAUGGAAUACCUAAUAAUUUAUGUAUAAAAAAGCGAUAAGCAUUUAUGGGAGAAUUUAGAUUAUCUGAUGAUGACUUUAAAAAUAAUGUGAUAAUUAUAAUUAUAAAAUAAAACAUAGAAUAUUUACAAACAUUGUUUAUUAUUCUUAUUGUUCAUUUUCUUUUUCCAUAUCUUUGCAUGCCAAAACUAUAUCUAUCUAAAAGAGUAUUACAACAUUGUUUAUUUAGUCUGUACCACGAUGCACAAUAAUGCGAAGGUACUGUAAGCUUUCGGCACAAUUUGCAUGCUGACGUUGAAAUAUUCCAAGUCCUAAAGUCAAUAGACUUGUAAAAAUAGUAUUUCAGCAACUCUUUAGAAGUAAAUGAAAUUUUUAAUGACUCUGGAUGGGAUAAAUCAAGUCAGAGAAUUAAGAAAUACCCAAUUAUAUUACAGACUUUUUCGAGAUGAAGUAUGUACGGUCAGUCUUUGUAUUAAAGUUAUCAUUGAUUGCUAUAAUUGCUUUGCGGGUGGUAAUUUAUGCUAAAAACUUUAUGCUGUGUAAAAUCUUUAAGCCAUCCAUUAAAGAUUUCUAAUAAAACCUUUAGUAGCGAGCGUUUCUGUGUUAAAUUAUUCCAAAUACAAUUUAUUGCAAAAAUAAAAAAUAAGUUUAUAUUCAUUACCAACACUUCUGUUGGAAAUAGAAUAUCUUUAGGCAUUUCCAAUUCUAUCAAAAUCAGUUUGCAGAAUAAAACAAAGACUGACUUUGGUGACAUGACCAUAGAUAGCGAGAGUUACAUAUUCAGCACUAAACCAGUUUAUUAGGAUUUGCUUUCGUAGAUGCCAUUUCAUUAUUUAGUAAAACAUUGUUAAGGUGAAAACGACGAAACCUGCUUCUUUAUAAUGUUAUAUGCAACCUAAUUCAUAUUCUAUUCUCAGGGUUUCAAUAUUAUUUGUAAGGUACUGAGAGGACAUGUUACUGGAAUGACAAACAUGCUAACGACAUACUUAAUGUUAAGUGGUAACCUGUAUACACUACAAGCAGAUAUAUCAUGUAAUGUGAUUUCCGUGGUACCACUCAUUCGUUACCAUACCGGAGAACUUGUAUGUUAUGCUUUCGUACCUACAAUUUACUACUAUAUAUCUCUCUUAAACGAAUCACGUUUUAUACUGCAAGUUGUUUGCUUGCUAAAAUAGGUAAAGCCGAGGUUCCCACGGAAACAUCUUUGCAGAAAGUCUACCUUUGCUGAACUAUGGAUUUGUAACUCCUUUAUCGGUUCUAUCGUGGGAUUUUUUUUGUAUUUGUCAUUAAAUUAUGUCAGUUAUUGUAAAUUUGCAUACAAUUUUAUACAUUCUCUUCUGUAUAAAAAUUAAAUUCCCGCAGACCACCUUUGACUUUCGGACACGUGAGAUGUGUCUAUUAGCAAAGAACUAAUAUCUCGAACAAUGGCUAACACAUAGGAAAGUUACCUUUUACUUCACAGAUAUGUUAAUAAAUUUGAGGUACAACUCAUGCUAUAGUUUGAUAUUCCGAAUAUUUAAUAUCCGUAAUUAGUAUAUUUUGAUUGAAUAAACGCUCCGAGGAUCCUCUUCGACUGCGCAGACCAUUAGGAGCGAACAAUUGAUUAUUCCCUAUCUUUAGAUACUGCUUAAUGUUUACAUUUAUAAAAUGCAUCACAGUUAACACGUACAUAUAUUUUUAGCCAUAAUCUUCGAGUUUGCUUAAUAAUAUCCAAAGUUUUAAUAUUUAUAUUACUACUAUAUUUCUUUAGAAACAUACCACGAAUGACUAAUCUAUGAACCUUUGCCAGGUGCCAAGUAUUUUAUUCUACUACCUCCUUUUUCAUAGAUACAUUUUUUACGUAUACUUAUCCAAUUGAUAAUAACGACGAACAUAAUCUGAAAAGCAACGAUUCUAUAUUGCUCUCUAAUAAAUUGAAUCUACAUUUGCGUAUAGGUAAAUCUUCUAACAUCAUUAGAAAAUUGUGUCAUGAUAUCGUACGAACAAGAAUCAAUAUAAGCAAUUCAGUUUAUCAUUCAAUAACGUGAUGUCAAAAUCGUCGGCAGAUACCAUUAUCUGGACAGGCUUGCAACUUGUGAUA